AUGCCUUCUUUCAGCCUGCUGACCGGCCACUUUGGUGCCCUCAAACAAACCAUCGAUGGCAUGCCGCCCAACGCAACCCUGCAUAGCAUUAUGCUGAAAUUGUCGCAAAAGUUCCGCUCAGGGAUGUUCUACAUCAACAUGUGGCCAUUCAGCGGUACAUGGCUAGUGGUCGCAACACCGUCUGGCGCGGCCCAGAUCCAGAGUCUGAAUCUUUCGAAGCCGAACAUCCUGCGAAGACCGCUGGAGACUAUCACCGGGGGCCCAAGCUUGAUGAGUAUGCAUGGUGAAACAUGGAAACGGUGGAGGGCACUGUUUAAUCCAGGCUUUAACCCCAACUACUUGAUUGGGCUGGCGCCGCUGAUCGCCGAUGAGGUCGUUGUUUUUUGCGAGCAGCUACGGCAGAAGGCCAGAACAGGAACAGUUUUCCAGCUUGAACCGCUCACUCUGAGGUUGACAGUUGAUACGAUUUGCUCUGUGACGUUAGAUUCACAGCUCCACCACCAAACUCAGGACCACCCCCUUGCCUCAGCGCUGCAACGGCAGAUCGAAUGGGCCUCGUUUGGAACUACCUUCAACCCCUUUAAGCGGUACCUGACCGUGCGGCCUCUGGUGAUGUGGUACAAUAACCGCCUUAUGAACCGCUUCAUCGACCAAGAGGUUGACCGAGCGUACCGGGAGCAGUCUGGCCGUCAGUCGAAAUCCGUGAUCUCCCUCGCCCUCAGAGAUUACAUGAAAGAGAAAGAUGGAAGUCUGGAAGACUUCAAACGACGUGUUGCGCCACAGUUACGGGUCUUUCUCUUCGCAGGUAGAGAUACAACGAGCAGUACACUGCUCUAUGCAUUCUACCUGCUUUCCCGACAUCCAGAGGCCCUAGCUAAGGUGCGCUUAGAGCACGACCAGGUCUUCGGCCCAUAUCAUCAACAAGUACACGAGAAAAUCCACCAAGAUGCGAAACUCCUCAACCAACUCCCCUACACAACAGCUGUCCUUAAAGAGACUCUGAGGCUCUUCCCUCCGUCUGCCUCCAUGCGUGAAGGCCGUCCCGGCGUUGAAAUCACCGACGACAACGGCCAAGUAUAUCCCACUGCAGGGUGCAACGUCUGGACGCUCACCGUGGCACUGCACCACAACAGUGCGCACUGGGCUGAAGCCGAGUCAUUUAUCCCCGAACGGUGGCUCGUGGGAUCUGACCAUCCGCUGUACCCAGCCAAAGGCGCAUGGAGGGCCUUCGAGUUCGGCCCGCGGAGUUGUAUCGGGCAGACGCUGGCAAUGUUGGAGCUGCGGGUUGCACUAGCGAUGACGCUCCGCGAGUUUGAUAUUGCACCGGCGUAUGAUAAGUGGGAUCACAUUUAUCCAAAUGACGCCGUCAAGGAGUUCAAUGGGCAUCGGGCAUAUCAGGCAGAAAAGGGGGGAGGGGGUGCGCAUCCGGCAGAUGGGAUGCCCUGUCUGGUUACAUUUCGGGUGUAAAGUAUAUAGUAAAGAAUUAUUGAAUACGUGAAUAAUGACA
Molecule: messenger RNA, 1507 nt
Organism: Aspergillus nidulans FGSC A4
Lineage: Eukaryota; Fungi; Ascomycota; Eurotiomycetes; Eurotiales; Aspergillaceae
Product: sterigmatocystin biosynthesis P450 monooxygenase stcS
Exons: 2
Coding region: 1-1467 (488 amino acids)
Biological process (GO): sterigmatocystin biosynthetic process; toxin biosynthetic process
Molecular function (GO): oxidoreductase activity; oxidoreductase activity, acting on paired donors, with incorporation or reduction of molecular oxygen; monooxygenase activity
Source: RefSeq, a predicted model, not a curated record